This is a messenger RNA of Arabidopsis lyrata subsp. lyrata, 1778 nucleotides long. RefSeq names its product V-type proton ATPase subunit H. Bases 139 to 1482 code for a protein of 447 amino acids. Gene Ontology annotation, molecular function: proton-transporting ATPase activity, rotational mechanism. Gene Ontology annotation, biological process: proton transmembrane transport. NCBI's taxonomy places the organism in Eukaryota, Viridiplantae, Streptophyta, Magnoliopsida, Brassicales, Brassicaceae. Gene Ontology annotation, cellular component: vacuolar proton-transporting V-type ATPase, V1 domain. The transcript has 13 exons. The record is from RefSeq and is a predicted model, not a curated record.
UAUCCGAGUUUGAGAGAAGCUUAUCUUUUCAGAAGAAGAAGAGAUCUUUCACUUUUGGCUUCUCCGUUCUCGUCUCGAUCAAACUCGUUUGCAGAAUUUCAGGGAUUCGGAUCAGUUCAAUUUCAAGUGGUGUUACUCAUGGAUCAGGCGGAGCUGAGUAUAGAGCAGGUAUUGAAAAGGGACAUUCCAUGGGAGACUUACAUGAACACUAAGCUUGUUUCAGCUAAAGGUCUCCAGCUCUUAAGGCGCUAUGAUAAAAAACCUGAAAGUGCCAGGGCACAGUUGCUCGAUGAAGAUGGUCCAGCUUAUGUUCAUCUGUUUGUUAGCAUCUUACGUGAUAUAUUCAAGGAAGAAACUGUGGAAUAUGUUUUGGCUUUAAUUUAUGAAAUGCUCUCAGCAAACCCAACACGAGCUCGAUUAUUCCAUGAUGAAUCUUUGGCAAAUGAGGAUACUUAUGAGCCUUUCUUGAGGUUGCUGUGGAAGGGAAAUUGGUUCAUUCAAGAAAAAAGCUGCAAGAUCCUUGCCUGGAUAAUAAGUGCUAGGCCAAAAGCUGGUAAUGCUGUUAUUGGUAAUGGAAUUGAUGACGUUCUCAAGGGGUUGGUGGAAUGGCUUUGUGCUCAGUUGAAGCAACCUUCUCAUCCUACUCGUGGUGUUCCAAUUGCAAUCAGUUGCCUGUCGUCACUGCUUAAGGAACCUGUCGUCAGAUCGUCAUUUGUUCAGGCAGAUGGGGUGAAGUUACUUGUCCCUUUUAUAUCUAAUGGAAUACCUAAUUCAUGUGAUUUGUGUGCUUUCGACCAACAGCUUCUGUAUGAAACAUGUCUCUGCGUCUGGCUUCUGUCCUAUUAUGAACCUGCAAUAGAGUACUUGGCAACAUCGAGGACAAUGCAAAGGCUCACGGAAGUGGUUAAGAACUCGACUAAGGAAAAGGUUGUCAGGGUGGUCAUAUUGACAUUCAGGAACCUGCUUCCAAAAGGUACAUUUGGUGCCCAGAUGGUUGAUCUUGGACUCCCACAUAUUAUCCAGAGUCUAAAAACACAAGCAUGGAGUGACGAGGACUUGCUGGAUGCACUGAAUCAACUAGAAGAAGGGCUAAAAGACAAGAUCAAGAAAUUGAGUUCCUUUGACAAAUAUAAGCAAGAGGUGCUUCUUGGCCAUCUUGACUGGAACCCAAUGCACAAAGAGGCCAAUUUCUGGCGUGAGAAUGUCACAUGCUUUGAGGAGAACGACUUCCAGAUACUAAGGGUCCUCCUCACAAUCCUGGACACGUCAAGUGAUCCCAGAUCAUUGGCGGUUGCAUGCUUUGAUAUCUCACAGUUCAUACAGUACCAUGCAGCGGGAAGAGUGAUCGUAGCAGACCUCAAGGCAAAAGAACGAGUGAUGAAGCUGAUGAACCACGAGAACACUGAGGUGACCAAGAACGCUCUCUUGUGCAUUCAGAGGCUUCUCCUUGGUGCCAAGUACGCUAGCUUCUUGCAAGCUUGAUGGGACUUGCAUGUUUCUUUCAAUAUAAUGGAAUGCAACCAAACACACACAGAUUGUGUUUCCUUUUUUCCCCUGUCCAAAACAAAACGUGCUUCAACAAAACGUUCUUUUCUUUCGAUUCUACACAUUCCAAGACCAUCUGUUUAUUAUUUGUCCUGGAGUCUCUGCUAUUGUAUGUCUAAAUAAUUUCUGGGUUGUGUUUUUUGUAUUUAUUUAUUCAAUAAAGAGGAAGAAUGCUAUUGUUGCAAGACAAGACACUUUUGGGCCAACAUGGAGAUGAGAUUACCUUUGAUUUA